GCUGUGUGGAUCGUCCUGCCGAGGCCGGAGCUGGCGGCGCCGUCAUGAGGCCAAGCGCCCCAGCCGCCGCCGCCAACGCAGGGGCAGCAGUACUUUGAAAUUGAUGUUGGACAUGAUUAUCACCACACUUCAUCAACGCACAUAAAUUAUUUUCUCCUCCUUUUGGAUAAUUUUUUUUAUACUACAAUGCAACAAGCUUUAGAAUUAGCUUUGGAUCGUGCAGAGUAUGUCAUUGAAAGUGCCCGUCAGAGACCUCCUAAACGGAAAUAUUUAUCUAGUGGAAGGAAAUCUGUAUUUCAGAAGCUAUAUGACUUAUAUAUAGAAGAAUGUGAGAAAGAACCUGAGAUAAAGCAGAAGCUGAGACGAAAUGUGAACUUGCUAGAGAAACUUGUUAUGCAAGAAACACUCUCCUGUCUGGUAGUCAAUCUAUACCCAGGAAAUGAGGGCUAUUCUCUGAUGCUCAGGGGAAAGAAUGGUUCGGAUUCUGAAACCAUUCGCCUGCCUUAUGAAGAAGGAGAACUGCUUGAAUACUUGGAUGCUGAAGAAUUACCGCCAAUUUUGGUUGAUCUCCUGGAAAAGUCUCAGGUUAAUAUUUUUCAUUGUGGAUGUGUCAUAGCAGAAAUACGUGACUACAGGCAGUCUGGGAAUAUGAAAUCUCCAGGUUACCAAAGCAGACAUAUUCUCUUACGUCCAACAAUGCAAACUUUAAUCUGUGAUGUUCAUUCUAUAACAAGUGAUAAUCAUAAAUGGACACAAGAAGACAAACUUCUCCUUGAGAGCCAGCUUAUCCUAGCCACAGCAGAACCAUUGUGUCUUGAUCCUUCUAUAGCUGUGACCUGUACUGCAAACAGAUUGCUCUAUAAUAAACAGAAGAUGAACACUCGACCAAUGAAACGCUGUUUCAAGAGGUACUCCAGAUCUUCCCUGAAUCGGCAGCAGGAUGUGUCCCACUCCACAGCUCCUCCACAGCUAAGAUUGCUUGACUAUUUGCAGAAAAGAAAAGAGAGAAAAACAGCCCAGCAGUAUGACCUCAAAAUUUCUAAAGCAGGAAAUUGUGUGGAUAUGUGGAAACAGAACCCUUGUUAUUUGACUACACCUUCAGAAGUGGAUGUGGAAAAGUAUGCUAAAGUGGAAAAGUCUAUCAAAUCUGAUGACUCACAGCCAACUGUCUGGCCAGCACAUGAGAUAAAAGAAGAUUAUGUGUUUGAAUGUGAAGUUGGUAAUCAGUUUCAGAAAACAAAGCUAACCAUUUUUCAAUCACUUGGUAAUCCACUUUACUAUGGGAAAAUACAGACUUAUAGAAGUGAUGAAGAAAGUGAGAGCCCAAUGACACCAACCCAGUUCCUUAUUGGAUCAAAGACUGACGCUGAAAGAAUAAUUAAUCAAUACCAAGAGUUGAUUCAGAAUGAAGCCAAAUGUCCAGUGAAGAUGUCCCACUCAAGUGGAUCUGGCAAUCUUAGUCAACUUUCUCCAGGGAAAGAAAUGGAAUUAUCGACCAACCAAGAUGGUGGAGUAGAAGGAAGUAGUACAGCCGAGCUGUCUCCCACAACUACUCCCCAAAGAUCUAGAAAACGCAUCAGACCCAGUCCUGAUCGGGAAAUUCAAGAAAAAAUCACACCCGAGAGUUUAUUGGUUCAGCCAUCAGUGUUGGGAAAGGGAGUAAAACAUCGGCCUCCACCCAUUAAACUUCCUUCAGGUUCAGGAAGUAGCUCUUCAGGUAAUAUUUUUAGUCCACAGCAGUCAGGCAGCCAUCAUAAGUCCCCAACUCCUCCCCCCACUUCUAAGCCACCUGGUCUUUCUCGGAAACCUUCUAUGGAUCUUAGUCAAGUUAGCAUGCUUUCUCCAGCUGCUCUGUCACCUGCCAGCUCAUCACAAAGAUCUGGAACUCCUAAGCCAUCUACUCCUACACCAACCCCUUCAUCGACCCCACACCCUCCUGAUGCUCAGAGCUCAACUCCUAUUACCCCUUGUGCCACCCCUACUCCCCAAGAUUCAGGCUUCACCCCUCAGCCCACUUUGUUAACCCCGUUUGCUCAGCAGCAAAUGUCUCUGAGCCAGGCAAUGCCUGUAAUGACCAUUCCUCUUUCCACCAUGGUAACAUCUAUAACUACAGGAACCACGUCCACCCAAGUCAUGGCAAACCCUGCUGGACUUAACUUCAUCAAUGUAGUGGGCUCUGUAUGUGGAGCGCAAGCAUUGAUGAGCAGUUCAAAUCCCAUGCUCGGGUGCAAUUCUGGUGCCAUAACCCCUGCAGGUUUAAAUCUGAGUGGCAUUUUACCCUCAGGAGGUCUGGUACCAGGUGCAUUGCCAGCUGCAAUGCAGUCAGCCUCUCAAUCAGGUGUCCCCUUUGGUUUAAAAAAUACUUCAAGUCUCAGGCCCUUAAAUCUACUCCAGCUUCCAGGUGGUUCACUUAUUUUCAAUCCACUUCAGCAGCAGCAGCAACAGCAACAGCAGCUUUCUCCCUUUUCUCCACAGCAACAGUCUCAGCCCCCUACAACUUCUAGUCCUCAGCAGCCAGAACAGAGUUCUGAACCAGGUACAGCCAGUCAAGACCAGGCCUUAUCUGCUCAACAAGCUGCUGUUAUUAACUUGACUGGAGUUGGGAGCUUUAUGCAGUCCCAGGCAGCGGUGUUGUCUCAGCUUGGCUCUGCCGAGAACAGACCUGAGCAAAGCCUUCCUCAGCAGAGAUUCCAGCUCUCCUCUGCCUUUCAACAGCAGCAGCAACAGAUACAACAGUUGCGAUUCUUACAGCAUCAAAUGGCUAUGGCAGCAGCAGCAGCAGCACAAACAGCUCAGCUCCAUCGGCAUCAACAUACAGGCAGCCAGUCAAAAAGUAAAAUGAAGAGAGGCACGCCAACCACUCCAAAAUUCUGAGUCACCAAUUAUUUAGGGUUCUGUUUUUUUUUUCCUCUUCAGAAAAAGAGCAUUGAAUCAGAGGGUUUUUCUGGGUUUUUAUUUCACUUGCUUUUGUUUUGUUGGGUUUUUUUAAGUGUCAGUAUUUUACAUGGCUAGAGUGGGGGCAGAAGUACUAAGUUACUAUGGGAACCCAACCCUGAAAUUUUAAAAAUUAGGGAGUUCAUCUAACAAAUUAGGGUUGGUUUUCUUAAGUCACAGCCUUUUAAACAGUUGCUUUACUGUGCAUUUUUUUUUUCCACUAAGGAAUAUUGUACAUAGUAUAAGGAGGUGGCCUAAGAAAUUCUAGGGGAAAAAAAGGACUUUGUAAAUGUAGUAUUGAUAUUUGUUUAUUUAGUAUAAAAGAUUUGUGAGCGCUGUAACAAAUACAAUUUUUACAAAUCCA
Messenger RNA from Vombatus ursinus (common wombat), 3298 nucleotides. RefSeq names its product SPT20 homolog, SAGA complex component (gene SUPT20H). NCBI's taxonomy places the organism in Eukaryota, Metazoa, Chordata, Mammalia, Diprotodontia, Vombatidae. Gene Ontology annotation, cellular component: SAGA complex. The transcript has 26 exons. The coding region runs from base 187 to 2874 and encodes 895 amino acids. The record is from RefSeq and is a predicted model, not a curated record. Gene Ontology annotation, biological process: regulation of transcription by RNA polymerase II. Gene Ontology annotation, molecular function: transcription coregulator activity.